AUGCCCCAACAUGCCCCGUCUUCUGUGGCUUGUCGUGUAUGCGGUACUCAGUGGCAUGUUAAAGAAAAGCGUGAUCAUCUUGUCUGUCGGAUAGAGAAGAUCUAUGAGCGAACAGUGGCAGAUACAGAAGGCAUGGAACAUGACGAUGGAGCUGAUGCUGUUGUGGAUCAUGUGUGUAGCAAAUGUGGCCAUAACAAAGCGUCCUAUUCCACAAUGCAAACAAGAUCAGCAGACGAAGGCCAAACGGUGUUUUACACAUGCCUCAAAUGCAAAAGAAAAGACAUCGAGUACUCUUAA
Messenger RNA from Strongylus vulgaris, 297 nucleotides. NCBI's taxonomy places the organism in Eukaryota, Metazoa, Nematoda, Chromadorea, Rhabditida, Strongylidae. The record is from the annotation of a GenBank genome assembly.